GCCUGGCUGCAUCUCCUCCCCUCCCCCUGCUGCAGCGUGGUUGGCUGCCGAGCGCCUGGUGCCUGCGCUCCUGCUAGAACCGGAGGGCAGCGCGGCAGACGCCGUGGGAGCCGUGCAUCGCCACGGCCUGCGCUUCUCCGUGGCGCUGGGGCCUCCGGGAGUGCCAACGCUGGACAAGCCACUGCAGGCAGCCAGGGCUGCAGGAGCACAACUAUGUCCACCAUGGUGUACCCAAGGGAGGAGAAACUGGACAAGCUGAGCCAAGAGGAGAUCAUUUCCAACACCAAGCUGGUGAUGCAAGGGCUGGAGGCACUCAAGAAUGAACACAACUCCAUCCUGCACAGCUUGCUGGAGACCAUCAAGUGCCUGAAGAAAGAUGAAGAAGCCAAUCUUGUGCAUGAGAAAUCCAACCUGCUCCGCAAGUCAGUGGAGAUGAUUGAACUGGGGCUCGGAGAAGCUCAGGUGAUGAUGGCAUUGUCCAACCAUCUGAAUGCUGUGGAGUCAGAGAAGCAGAAGCUGCGCGCUCAGGUGCGGAGACUGUGCCAGGAGAACCAGUGGCUGCGCGAUGAGCUUGCCAACACCCAGCAGAAGCUGCAGCGCAGUGAACAAACCGUGGCUCAGCUGGAGGAGGAGAAGAAACACCUUGAGUUCAUGAACCAGCUGAAGAAGUAUGAUGAGGAUGUGUCACCUUCGGAGGAGAAGGAGGGUGACUCCACCAAGGACUCUCUGGAUGAUCUGUUCCCGAAUGAGGAGGAGGAGCAUGGUCCUGGAUUGCCCCACCAGCACAGCAGUGCAGUGGCAGCUGCCCAGCAGGGAGGCUAUGAGAUUCCUGCACGCUUGCGCACCCUCCACAACCUUGUCAUCCAGUACGCCUCACAGGGACGCUAUGAGGUGGCUGUGCCGCUCUGCAAGCAGGCACUGGAGGACCUGGAGAAGACAUCAGGCCACGAUCACCCUGAUGUGGCCACCAUGCUCAACAUCCUGGCACUAGUGUACAGGGAUCAGAAUAAAUACAAAGAGGCAGCACACCUCUUGAAUGAUGCUCUCUCCAUCCGUGAGAAGACUCUGGGCAAAGACCACCCAGCGGUGGCAGCAACUUUGAACAAUCUGGCUGUUCUCUAUGGCAAGAGAGGGAAGUACAAAGAAGCAGAGCCACUGUGUAAGCGAGCCCUGGAGAUCCGUGAGAAGGUCCUAGGCAAAGACCAUCCUGAUGUGGCCAAGCAGCUGAACAAUCUAGCCCUGCUGUGCCAGAACCAGGGCAAGUAUGACGAGGUGGAGUACUAUUACUGCCGGGCCCUGGAGAUCUAUGAGAGCUGCCUGGGUCCUGAUGACCCCAAUGUGGCUAAGACCAAGAACAACCUGGCCUCCUGUUACCUGAAGCAAGGCAAAUACAAAGAUGCAGAGGUGCUGUAUAAGGAGAUCCUUACCCGUGCUCACGUGAAGGAAUUUGGCUCUGUGGAUGAUGAACACAAGCCAAUCUGGAUGCACGCGGAGGAGAGAGAGGAGAUGAGCAAG
This is a messenger RNA of Pelecanus crispus (Dalmatian pelican), 1515 nucleotides long. The record is from RefSeq and is a predicted model, not a curated record. Lineage: Eukaryota; Metazoa; Chordata; Aves; Pelecaniformes; Pelecanidae.